AGGAGGAAGGGGCGGGAGAUGGGGGAGGAGGAUGUGAGACUGGGUUAGAGAAAUGAGAGAAAACAAGCUUUUCUGGUGUCACUGCACAGUCUCCCUGCAGCACAGCAGGCUCCCCUUGGGCAAGCGCCCAGUGACGCCAGGUGCUGAGUUGAGAGGCUGAAGGGCUGCAGAAGAACUAAAGAAGGACCGAGCAACACCAUGAUAUUUCCAUGGAAAUGUCAGAGUACUCAGAGGGGCUUAUGGAACAUCUUCAAGUUGUGGGUGUGGACAAUGCUCUGUUGUGAUUUCCUGAUACAUCAUGGAACCGACUGCUGGACUUACCAUUACUCUGAAAAAACCAUGAACUGGGCAACAGCUAGAAGGUUUUGCCAAGAAAAUUACACGGAUUUAGUUGCCAUACAAAACAAGGGAGAAAUUGAGUACCUGGAGGAGACGCUGCCCUUCAGUCGUUCAUACUACUGGAUAGGAAUCCGGAAGAUAAAAGGGAUAUGGACGUGGGUGGGAACCAACAAGUCUCUCACUGAAGAAGCGGAGAACUGGGGAGAUGGGGAGCCCAACAACAAGAAGACCAAGGAAGACUGUGUGGAGAUCUACAUCAAGAGGGCCAAAGAUGCGGGAAAAUGGAAUGAUGAUGCCUGCCACAAGCUAAAGACAGCCCUCUGUUACACAGCUUCUUGCCAGCCCUGGUCAUGCAGCAGCCAUGGAGAAUGUGUGGAAAUCAUCAAUAAUUACACCUGCAACUGUGAUGUGGGGUACUAUGGGCCCCAGUGUCAGUUUGUAACUCAGUGUGAGCCUUUGGAGGCCCCAGAGCUGGGUACCAUGACCUGUGCUCACCCUUUGGGACACUUCAGCUUCAGCUCGCAGUGUGCCUUCAUCUGCUCUGUGGGAACAAACUUAACCGGGAUUGAAGAAACCACUUGCGGACCAUUUGGAAACUGGUCAUCUCCAGAACCAACAUGUCAAGUGAUUCAAUGUGAGCCUCUAACAGAACCUGAUUUGGGGACCAUGGACUGUAGUCACCCCCUGGCUAACUUCAGCUUUACCACUGCAUGUACCUUCAAUUGCUCAGAAGGAACUGAGUUAAUAGGGGAGAAGAAAACUAUUUGUGGAUCAUCUGGAAUCUGGUCCAGUCCUAGUCCAAUAUGUAAAAAAUUUGACAGACAAGUCUCAGGGGUCAAGGAGUAUGGCUACAACCCCCUUUUUAUUCCAGUGGCAGUCGUGGUUACUGCAUUCUCUGGGUUGGCAUUUAUCAUUUGGCUGGCAAGGCGAUUAAGAAAAGGCAAGAAAUCUCAGAAAAGCAUGGAUGACCCGUAUUAAACCACUCUCUGUGAAAGGAGGUUCUUGUGAUACUAAAGAGCCAUUGGAUCCUUCCAAUUCUUCCAUAAAAAAGUUUUGCAUUGUGACAUCGUCGGCAUCCAAGGGAAAGACUGUUUCUUUCAGUGCAUCUGGAAAGAUUCCUAUAUGACUAACAGCUCCUUCUGCUCCUGUUUUGCUCCUCAUCCACCCCCCUGCCCCCAGCCCACAGUUGUUGUUUAUAUAGCUCAAUCUUUCAUUAUCUUUUCUGUGAAGAAAUGAAUAAGACUAUAGGGGAAAAGGAUUACUGUGAAUUGUAAAGAGGUCUGAUGGCUCUUUUUGGACUCUUGUUUCCAGUUUCAAUUCAGUGUGGUACCUAAUGACAUACCCUUCUCAAUACCAUAAAAAAUCCAUACAUGCGUAACUAAGAUUCAGUUUUCUCACAGAUCAAAAUUUGCCUCCUCUGUAUUCUGUGUACUGUGGGGACACACUCUUAUAGAAUGUUCAUAGAAUUGAUGUUAUCCUUGCUUUCCAGUUCCAGUGAAGAAAUGGGGUUCUGCUCAAGUUGGAAAAGUCCUGUUUGCACUGUAGCCCCGCUUACUGCAAAUGGAGGCCGUUCUAUUGAACCACCUGCAGUCUCCCCACUAUUCUUUAGCCAUCUCCCCUUCUCAGUUGGCUGAUUUUCAUUUGUGGCAUCUUAUGUGCACCAAAGAAAAGAAAAAAAGAGGAAAAUAGCUUGUGCUGUUUUUAGCUUUGGGUUUUGCUGUCUCUUUUUAUUAGACCCAUUUGGAUAUUUUGUAGUCAAUGCUUCUUUUAUGACUACUAUAUUGUUAAUAAAGAAACAUCAUCACUGAAAUGUUAGCUGUAGGUAACAACUCUUUGAUGUUAUGCAGAACAGUUAUCACACUUAGAGAGAUUCCUUGAGUCAUACCGAAAUUCUCCCCUUCCCUUAGUCCCAAAUCUCUUAUCCACCUACCUAGAUUUUAUUUCUUUUUUUCAGAGUCAUCUCAGGCAUCCCCCACCCUUUCUACUUCUUCCGUAACUAGUCCUUAACCAGUUCAAGACAUGGCAACCCCCUUCCUGACUUCCAACUGCAAGAUUAGUCUGUAACAUGCAAUUUUGUACUUAAAUACAGCCUGUUUUUUAAAUGUUACCUAGUUUGUCAUUUUAAAAAUUGUCAUAUGUUAUGUUUUCUCCUCAAUGAGAUUGUAUGGUUUAAUAACCAUAGAGAAGAGAUUAUGCUAGAACCCUCGAGUGUCUAGUUCAUUAUUUGACAUUCAAUAAAUGCAUGUUCAAAUAAAUCAGAAAGAGCAUACAAUGUACUGUUCACAUAAGUUUCAGCAAACCCUCUCUCUCCAUGGCAUGUGAUGAGCUAGACAGGUACUUACUUAAUGUCAAGGGCUGAAUGCUUAUGAAAGAAUAGGGAUCUGUCAAAAACUAAUUGGAAAAGGCUCUUUAUCCCAUGGCCAAUACACCAUUCAUACAAAUUUGCUUGUUAUGAGAAUGAUUUUUUGGUAAGAAUUGUUUUCUUUCUCAAAGCUAUCUCAGAUUCUGCAUUACAGCAAGGGCUGUUGCAAAAGAGUCUUCAUGUUGUGCACUAUGAAUCUAGGAUGUGUCAUUCACAUUCAUGUGGCUUAGGGUGCAUGCCCUAGAGUUGUAUAGUGCAUAGUCUGCACAGACUUACAGGGCAGUCCUGACUGCAAGUGCUUAUUCAACUAAAACAUCAGGGCUGAGGAAAUCAAAUGAAGACAACUUCUUGGGAGUAAGAUGUGUAUAGAUUUAGAUAUGCAGUCCUAUAUUCAAGUCUUAAGGGUUCUAUUUGAUGUCAAGAAUUAUAUCAUGCUACAUCAACUAAAUAAAGAUUGAUAAGAUAAAUUUCUCCAAA
Messenger RNA from Galeopterus variegatus (Sunda flying lemur), 3178 nucleotides. RefSeq names its product selectin L (gene SELL). The transcript is spliced from 9 exons. The record is from RefSeq and is a predicted model, not a curated record. Gene Ontology annotation, biological process: heterophilic cell-cell adhesion; response to cytokine; leukocyte migration. Gene Ontology annotation, molecular function: oligosaccharide binding; sialic acid binding. NCBI's taxonomy places the organism in Eukaryota, Metazoa, Chordata, Mammalia, Dermoptera, Cynocephalidae. Bases 199 to 1317 code for a protein of 372 amino acids. Gene Ontology annotation, cellular component: external side of plasma membrane; membrane.